This is a messenger RNA of Penicillium expansum, 1869 nucleotides long. RefSeq names its product fungal specific transcription factor domain-containing protein. Bases 1 to 1869 code for a protein of 622 amino acids. Gene Ontology annotation, molecular function: transcription cis-regulatory region binding; DNA-binding transcription factor activity, RNA polymerase II-specific. The transcript is spliced from 4 exons. Gene Ontology annotation, cellular component: nucleus. The record is from RefSeq and is a predicted model, not a curated record. NCBI's taxonomy places the organism in Eukaryota, Fungi, Ascomycota, Eurotiomycetes, Eurotiales, Aspergillaceae. Gene Ontology annotation, biological process: regulation of DNA-templated transcription.
AUGCAUAGUUUCAGAGCCGAAACAGCGACCUCGAGUUUCACAACGAGCGAAGCCCUCGCCGAUAUAAUCGGUCUUCUCUCACGCUCUAGCGCACCACUUAAUGAAGUCCAACCCCCAGGUGAUCUGGAUUUUGGGCUGCCUGCGGUUCCUGAAUAUUUCAGCGACAGCCCACAUCCAACAGCUGAAUGGAUGAGCCAAGGGGGUCUGAAUGGUCCUGAAUGGGACGCAGGCCUAGGGUCGAGUGAAUACCUGAAUACCACCGAAAAUACAGAUACCCUAGAAAAAUCUUGGGACGGAUCCACUGCGAUGGACGCCGCGUGGAUCACCGACUUGGGACUCAGUCCUGUCGUCCUCGAGCAUCUUCUAGUCAGGUUCCGCGGUAUGGCGUCCUACUUUCCAUUUGUGCGGCUCUCACCUGCCUGGACCGCUGCAUCGAUGGCCGAAGAUCGCCCCUUCUUAUUGCUUGCAGUUGCUGCUGUUGCUUCUUCAAAGUACUGUCACCUUCAAGGUGCUCUGAUCAAACAAUUUAAAGAAUCUCUUAGCCAGCGGGUCAUCAUCGCUGGAGAAAAAGAUCUAGAUCUGCUCCAGGGAUUACUCGUCCACCUUGCCUGGUUCCAUUUCCACUUAAUUCCAGGAAGUCAACAAACCUAUCAAUACUUGCAAAUCGCAAUCAGUAUGGUCAUUGAUCUUCGUGUUGAUCAAGAGGCUACCGACUUGCUUGAGCAGCGAACCGAGCUGGGUGAUACUUAUACCCGGGAAGCAUGUCGUGCUUACCUAGGCUGCUAUUACAUGUCUAGCUUGUAUGAUGCCAUUCUCCACCUGAAUAAGCGCCAAUGGGCUUGUGCUGACUUGGAUAGAAUAUCAAUGUCUUUGUCAAAGCCCAACAAUCUCAAAUUUCACGAGGACAUGCUUCGAUGCGCUAUGAUGCUACAAAAACAGCCAGAAUUUGACACAGACCAUUUAAUAUACCCAGUGGCGAAAGUGUUACAGUUUGCCGAGGAAGUCUGCGAGACAUAUCGGUCCGAAGGCAUUCAUGGAACUCGGUUGUGCAUCCAUGCCGAACGAUUCACGACGCGGUUAGAAGAAUGGUGGUCGUCUCUAUCGACGGAUCUUCGCAACACGGUAUUGCUGGUCAACGGCUAUUAUACUGUCAAGAUCCGGAUUCAAGAAAUGGGCUUGGUAUAUUGCUACGGGCAGAGAAGGCCACCAUCCUCAAAGGCACAGGAAGAUUCCACCAUAUUAUCUACACCUCCAAUGGUGAUCAGCAACUUGGUCAAAUGCGUCAGCUCUGCGAAGGAGUAUCUCGAUCUAUUUUUUGCCGUUCCCGCUUCGGAGCAUAAUAGCUUACCAUUUUCCACGUGGUAUCAAGUUAAUCUCACGGUAUUUGUACUGUACAGGUUAUUUGUGGGGCUGCCAGAAGUGCCUGAAUGGAACGGGGAGAUUGCACAGCAAUCUGUAAAUCUACAGGAAUACCUUGAUACACUGUUGUCUAAUCUGCAGGCCAUCAAGCCAUCGCCAGAUACGCAAAUACCCACCAAGAGCCUCUUUUCAAUGAUGCCUGAGAUCAUAGGAAGUGUGAGGAAGUCCUAUGCAGUGUCAAAAGAGAAUCUCGCACACGCUCAUGAUAGUUACCAUGCACAUCACGAGGUUGUGGCAUCAAAAUUUACAGCUUCAUCUGCUCAAGGGCUGCACCGCUGCCCUGGAUUACGGUAUAGGAACCGCCAUGUCACCCAGGCUCUGGAUCAGCCCGCACUACAGAACGCCAUUGCUACAGAAAUCCAGAUGAUAGAAGAUGAAAAGCUUUGGGGUGAUCUUCUGUUGAUGGAUACAUUUUCUAGCAUAACAGGUUCCUCAUCUGCUGAAAUUUGA